AUGAAGGCCAACCAGACAGUCCUGAAAGAAUUCAUUCUUGUGGGCUUCUCCUCGUACCCACACGUGCGGACAUUCCUCUUCGUGCUCUUUUUUGGCCUCUACCUUCUCACCCUCACAGGUAACCUGGCCAUCCUGGGUCUAACUUGGGCGGACAGAUCUCUCCACACCCCUAUGUACCUCUUCCUCCGUGCCCUCUCUUUCUCCGAGACCUGCUACACGCUGACCAUCAUCCCCAAGAUGCUGGCAGACCUGCUCACUGAGAAGAGAAGCAUUUCAGUCCCGGGGUGUGGCUUGCAGAUGUAUUUCUUCCUGGGACUUGGUGGCACUCACUGCAUCAUCCUCACGCUGAUGGGAUACGAUCGCUUUCUGGCCAUCUGCCACCCUCUCCGAUACCCACUGCUGAUGACCAAUGUGGUGUGUGGGCACCUGGUGGUCUCUGCUUGGGCCGGAGGCUUCCUUAUCUCUGUGACAGAGACUGCACUGAUAUUCGGGGGCUCCUUCUGCAACCCCAACCUCAUCCACCAUUUCUUCUGCCACAUGCGGGCCGUGGUGAGGCUGUCCUGUCUAGACAGCGACCUCACCGAACUCAUUGUAACAAUGGUCUCAGUGUCAGCCUUGACGGGCACCUUUCUGCUCAUUAUCAUCACUUACAUUUUCAUUCUGUCCACUGUCUUCAGGAUCCCUUCAGCCGAGGGCAAGCAGAAGGCUUUUUCUACCUGCGCCUCUCAUCUCACUGUGGUCAUCGUCCACUUUGGCUUCGCGGCUAUUGUCUAUCUGAAGCCAGAAGGCUCGGGAGGAGAUGACACACUCAUCGCUGUCCCUUACACCGUCAUCACCCCUUUCCUCAGCCCCCUCAUUUUCAGCCUCAGGAAUAGAGAUAUGAAGAAUGCAUUCAGAAAGCUGCUGGCAAAGAGGAGUUUCUGGAAUACGUUGCAGGGCCUCUCCACGCCCCAGCUGGACCUCAUGGAGGAUAAAAAGAAAUCCUUGGAAACCCACUGUGCUGGUGUUCUUCAAGCGCUGAGACCCCUGGAGAAUCCAUUUUCCAUGAUGCCUCCUCCAGAGUCAUUUUAG
Messenger RNA from Lynx canadensis (Canada lynx), 1071 nucleotides. RefSeq names its product olfactory receptor 10X1-like. The record is from RefSeq and is a predicted model, not a curated record. NCBI's taxonomy places the organism in Eukaryota, Metazoa, Chordata, Mammalia, Carnivora, Felidae. Gene Ontology annotation, cellular component: membrane. Gene Ontology annotation, molecular function: olfactory receptor activity. Gene Ontology annotation, biological process: G protein-coupled receptor signaling pathway. The transcript has 2 exons. Bases 1 to 1071 code for a protein of 356 amino acids.